Molecule: messenger RNA, 508 nt
Organism: Enterobius vermicularis (human pinworm)
Lineage: Eukaryota; Metazoa; Nematoda; Chromadorea; Rhabditida; Oxyuridae
Source: the annotation of a GenBank genome assembly
UUUAGAUGCUGCCUUUCCUGGAGUUAUUGCAGUGUCGCCAGAAGGUACAGUUCGUCACUGGGCAUCUGUAAGUCAUCAUCCGACUGACAUUGCCAUUGAGUUGGAUAGAGAGGUGGUACACUCUCUUACCCCAUUUCCAGAGAGUAUUAAUGGUGAAGGCUUAUUUUUACUUUCAACAACUACCUUCUCCUUCUACUGUAUUCGUCGUCUACAGAGUGGGUUAGUAGUGCAGCCGUUCUACACAAAAAAGCCUAAAAGUCUCACUCGUCGGGUUACGUCUGCGCUGCUCGGAGACAGCGGCGAUCAUGGGUUGAGGUCUCAUGUUAGUGGUUCAAAAGAAAGAAAAAGCUCUCAUUUUACUGUUCGAACAUUCUUAGUGGAUGCACUGCCUUUUAGUGAGGGCAUAAUGAUUUUGGCUGCAGCAUCAAACGAUGCCAUAUCUACUCAUCUUCACUUUGCUUUGGGUUCGACCUAUUUUUAUUCUUUUUUGCAAAAGAUUUGUUUGUGA